AUGCAAACAUUACUCGGUGUACUAUGCAUCUUGUUUUCGAUUCGAUUCAUUGAUAAUACUCAAUGUCAACGAAAUGCUCAAAUUGUCGGUCCGUGUGGAUGUUGUCCGAUCAUAGGUGGUGUCUGCAUAUCGUAUGAAGGAAUUGAUGGCCUCGCAGCCUUGUGGCACGUGUGUGUUCCGGCUCAUUUGAAGGAAACAUUCACAUUGGAUCAAUGUAUGCCGAAAAUCUUACCCUCAAAUAAUUUUACACGUUUAUGUCGAACGGCAAAUGAAACAUUUCGUAUAUUUCCUCAGUGUGCAACAAAACAAACAUGUCUUCUGCCAAAACCAUCACGACCGUAUAAAUUCGAAUGUCACACACCGAUGGCUGUGAAGGGUUCAUGUAAACGAUCGAUAAAACGUUUUACUUACGAUGCUAAUCAUCGGCAAUGUGUGCCAUUUACGUAUUCAGGCUGUGGCGGAUCAACGAAUCGGUUUUUUAGGCAAAAGCAAUGUGAGAAACUGUGUCUAAAGCCAACAUGA
Molecule: messenger RNA, 522 nt
Organism: Adineta ricciae
Lineage: Eukaryota; Metazoa; Rotifera; Eurotatoria; Adinetida; Adinetidae
Source: the annotation of a GenBank genome assembly